AUGAGCUCACUUAACGUCGAUGGAACAGCCAAUUUCACUACACCUGUUAUAGAAUAUUAUGCUAAAUUCAUGCAUUCACCUCCCAGUAGGGACUCUGUAUCUGGAACUAGCCCAACCACGAAAUUCCUGAAAACGCUGUCUGGAGGGUCUAUUCGACGUCUGAGUAGUAAAUUCAGGCCCCACAGCAGGAACAGCGGACUGCAGCAGCAACAAAUAUCUUAUCCACAACCUGUUAACAGAACACUACCAGUUAUUCAUGGACCUUCCGGAGCUGCACCUGUAUCGUUACAGAAGCUCGGAUCUACAACCAUGCAAGGCAAGAAGAGGCCGACGCCUUUGAAUUUGAAGAUGGUGAGUCAGCCUUUAGCCGUACAGAAGACAUCAAGUGAUGCAUCUAAACCCAAACUGGGAUCGCCUAUGAAGCUGCGGCCUCCUUCUAAAAUGCAGACAAAUGAUUUAAGAUCAUCUGGGAAAACUUUGGUGGAUGAUCAGGGCCUAAGACUCUCAAUACAACAGUCCGCUCUUUCCAAUUCCAACAGAUCGCCGGAUACUUAUGCGGGCAGAAUAUCAACUAACUAUGCAUCAAUCCAUCGCCGUCAUACGAUAACUAGUGCUAUAAAUGGAGGCAAGCGUUACAAUAGCAACGCAUGCUCCAUCUGCGGCGAAAAUCUCAACGCUUUGCUAGCCGGUGAAAGAAUUGUAGAGCUGACAUGCGAUCAUCAAAGCCACUAUCACUGUUACUUUACACUACUAGAAGUAUCUGUACAGAAUGACAAGUAUCCUCGUUGUCAGCUUUGCGGCCAGGAGCGCAAACCUAAGAGCGAUGAAAUCUUAACCGACAUGAAGUCUUCUAUUUUGUUAACGAAACCGCUACGAUCUACACAAGGGAGCAGUAUCAGCGCUCAAGUAUUAGGUCCGACUUCUGCGACAGGUGAGAAACCCCUGGUAGAUAUCUAUACGCCAUGCGAGCAGCUCCUGAAGAGCGCUGAUGUUGGAUCAAAUGGGUUCUGUAGCUCCUACAACGAUUCCAUGUACUGCGCAAACACUAGCGAUGAGGUCACGCUAGAAUAUCCACUAUCAGCAACUGAUAGCAAUCCCGAUAGUAGGUCACCAACUCCCUCGGAAGGUGAUUGUCUGAAGGUCAAUGUAAUCCCUCAGAUGAACAAAUUGAUGGUAGAUGACACACUAGAUGAAGUCAUUGUGCCUUUUGUCCUCAACUGCUUCGUGCCCGGGGUGAAAAAAGAGGAUAUAGAUGCUGAGUGCUUAGCGGAUCAGAGUCUAAGAGCAGACGUUAAUGAAUAUAUAUCAAACAAGUUUUCGUUGCACUUGAAUGGAUCAAGUCCACUCAGAUUAUUCGAUAGGCUGAACUAUUCACUUGAUGGCAAUCAAUGGACACAUGUGGUGGUUUACUGCUUUGAAAAAUGCCUGCUAUUGGUGGAACAAGAGCAUACAGAUGUAGAACCGGUAAUAAUUGGUAAAAUCCCCAUGGAACAUCUCUCACGCCUUUACAAGUAUAACAGCAACACUAUAAUCCUGGAUUUGAAAAGCAUUUCACUACCCGAGGUCUAUUUGCAAGACCUUAAGGGCAGCGCUGCACUAAUUAAUAAGUGGCAUUUUUAUCUCUCCAAUGCACAAUCCAGAGUACCGGUUGCCCUGCAGACUACCAACUGCUGGCAAUUGCUACCGCAACACAUCCUUGAUAAAGUACCCAAGGAGCUAAUUUCCUACAAUCAACUAACAGGCGAUGCUCUUGGCCUAACUGCUAGUCUGCAUAACUCCACCAUAUCUGGCAAUAGGGGAAUUAACUCAUGUGGAAAAUCAUCAAAACUGCAGAUAGUAGUAGCAGUCAGUUUAUUUAAUUGCCAGCCAGAGCUGCACUCUAAUGAGGAGCUGCUCAAAAUCAUCCAGCAGCAGUUAAGAAGCCUGAAAUAUUCACUGCAUGAAGACGAUCUGCUAGGCAUUGUGGUAGCUGCAAAGGAGGGCUUCAACAAUGGAAGGUUCUAUGGGAUGGUGUCCAAAAACUGGGAACUUUGGGAUGAAAUAAUUGACGACAUGCGUGUUACAGAGAGCGACAAUGGGCAUGUGUCGGACAUAAUAGACUUACACUAUAUUAUGGAAGCGAGCAGCAGACUUUUGAGCAUGGUGGAGGGUUCCAGCGAUUACAUUCGCCAACUCGUCAUCCUCAGUAACGACUACCAGGCGCACAGUCCCGCCGAGCCAUCGGACAUCCCGCCUGGAAUAUAUCAAAGACUGGAGCAGUUUACUAGCAGGGCGAUAGAGGAGUACAAGUUCUCCAUUACGCAGCUUGUUACAAAAAAUAGCCACGCCAUACUGAGGAACUAUGUGAACGGCGCCCAUUAUAACAUAACAACAGAACCUGUAGAACACCUAACGGAUAUAAACUGCCAGGAGCUCAUUCACGAGCUACACCAAAAAUCCGUACCUCAGGUCCAGAUCGAGCUGCAGAGCUUUGAUCAGAACAUUGCGACAUUUAAAAGCGUCGAGAAUAAAGGCAAGCUCGUUCCAUGCCUGGAAGCUUCCCUGUUACUGCAGGUUGGCUGCCUGAAACCGGGAGAGUCUAGAAGCCUGAUUUUCGAGAUGCGCAUCGACAAGCACGGCCUUCGCCGAUUCCUCGCCGACAAACACGGCCUGCUGACGUCCAGCCCCGACUGCGCGGAAUCACCCUCCCUCUCUCUUGUCCACUGUCACUAUGCGCCCGCGUUCUCCCGGGAGCGCCGGCGAGCCGCCUGUUCCGGCGUGGCCUUUUCUUUCAAUUUCUGCCGGAGGGGCUGUUCGCCCAUCGUGAGUCUCGUCGCCAGUCCCGUCAGCCCAGAUCCCGCCGCCGCCGGCGCCCUCGAGGCUCCGGAGGACGACCUCUACGUCGAUAUUCCCCUCGUCGCCCCGCUCUCGCCCGCGCGAGACGCUGUGUUCGUUGGCCGCCAGAUCCAGCUGCUGGUUGUCGACGCGCUCGGCAGGCUCGGCGUAGAAACCCCUCGCUCCAUGCCCUGCGUCUCGCCUGCGCGGCUGCGGGAACUUGUCUCCGUGCUGUUCGGUAUGAGCAGGGAUUGUGCCUGCACCGUUCCCGCCUACGUCCGGGAAGCCCACCCGACCCUGGCCAUCCACCAGCAGACCGAGGCACUAUGUAAGAAACUUGAGCAGAUCGUAGAUGCAUACGAGCACGGGGGCCGGGACACAGAUGCCGCUGGCAUCCCGCACUGGGCGCAGCUGGCUCGUGCCCUAUAUCUCUCGCUUAUGUAA
Messenger RNA from Eremothecium gossypii ATCC 10895, 3258 nucleotides. RefSeq names its product cyclin-dependent protein serine/threonine kinase inhibiting protein FAR1 (gene FAR1). The coding region runs from base 1 to 3258 and encodes 1085 amino acids. NCBI's taxonomy places the organism in Eukaryota, Fungi, Ascomycota, Saccharomycetes, Saccharomycetales, Saccharomycetaceae. The transcript has a single exon. The record is from RefSeq and is marked provisional.